AUGUACAAGGUCAUUUUCCUGACUUUAGUGGCAUUCGCUGUGGGACUCAAAAAAUUCGAACCCAUCAAGCUUGUACCGGUACGUGAGACCAAAUUAUUUAAGGCUAGCGACGGUCCUUGCCAAGAUGGUGUGAAUAAUGUGAUCGAGUUGGCUGACACGGGAGACUACAACAUUCAAACAGAAGGUCUAACCAUUCAGACCUACGAUGCCGAAUUCAAUCCAAGUUGUAGCAAUGGUCGUGCCAAGAUAUCACUUCCGGGAAUCAUUACUCUUGCCAAAGGAAAAAUCAUUGUUCGCCAAGCUUCGGAUUUGGAGCACAUGCGCCAGUUGCUGCUGUACUAUACCCUGAAGGGUAAUGUAGGCGAUAUUUGUGUAAAUGGACAUCCACGAGGUCCUUUGAGGGCUGCAGCGCGAAAUCCUUGUCGUUACGACAUUAGUCCAGUUGGUAAGAAGCUUCCACUGGGAUUCUAUCAAAUGCUAAGCAAACCGGGCACUUAUGACUUGGAGGAAAUUGCUGAAGCUGGUGGCAUUGCAACAAUCAUACCUAUGGAUUACUUCCCACAGGCUUAUGUAAGUGUACAAAAUACAUAACC
Molecule: messenger RNA, 593 nt
Organism: Cylicostephanus goldi
Lineage: Eukaryota; Metazoa; Nematoda; Chromadorea; Rhabditida; Strongylidae
Source: the annotation of a GenBank genome assembly